This is a messenger RNA of Lipotes vexillifer (Yangtze River dolphin), 348 nucleotides long. It is a transcript of the gene TMEM218, whose product is annotated as transmembrane protein 218. The record is from RefSeq and is a predicted model, not a curated record. The transcript has 3 exons. Lineage: Eukaryota; Metazoa; Chordata; Mammalia; Artiodactyla; Lipotidae. Bases 1 to 348 code for a protein of 115 amino acids.
AUGGCUGGCACCGUGCUGGGCGUGGGGGCUGGCGUGUUCAUCCUCGCCCUGCUCUGGGUGUCAGUGCUGCUGCUGUGUCUGCUGCUGUCCAGAGCCUCAGGUAUAGCUAGGUUCUCCGUCAUUUUCGUGUUCCUCGGUGCUCUGAUUAUCACGGCAGUUCUGUUGCUCUUCCCCCGAGCCAGUGAAUUCCCAGCCCCCGAGGCUGAGAUGAAGAUUGUAGAUGCCUUUUUCAUUGGCCGCUAUGUCCUGCUGGCUUUCCUCACUCUUGUCUUCCUUGGGAGCCUUUUCUUGGUUCUAAUCCAUCACAUCGUGGAGCCAAUCUAUGCCAAACCACUGCGGUCCCACUGA